Suillus discolor is the source of this 1392-nucleotide messenger RNA. RefSeq lists its product as uncharacterized. The transcript has 22 exons. The coding region runs from base 278 to 1099 and encodes 273 amino acids. Lineage: Eukaryota; Fungi; Basidiomycota; Agaricomycetes; Boletales; Suillaceae. The record is from RefSeq and is a predicted model, not a curated record.
GAUGGAGCGAGCAACGUUAUAUGUGAAUGGACUGAGCGAGUAUCAUAAAACAAUUAAUAUUAAAUCUAAACUGAAUUAGGCUUCAUACAUGAUGGGCCUGAUAAUUCUCGAGAGUACUGUUUUUGGCGGAGGUCGGAGUACCCCUUCUAUGUAAUUUAGCUUCUCUAGUCGUUCAUGUCGUCCGUAGACCACGGCAUGUAUAUCCAUCUCAAUUGAUCCUCAUCUUGUAUUUUAUACCCUCAUCCUCCAUCCCUUCACGCUCCUUACAUCCCCCACCAUGAACGAUACUCUCGCCGUCCUAGCUUCACAUUUCAUUGGUGUCAUCAUCUCUAGCAUGUUCUAUGGUUUUACUCUCGCCCAGACCUGGCGGUAUUUCCGAACUUUUCCAAAAGACAGAUGGUGUAUGAAGGCCUUGGUAGCCUUUCUGUGGACGUUAGAUACAGCACAGCUCGCCCUUGUCGCCGCAUCAAUAUAUCACUAUACCAUAGUUUGGCAGGGUGACAUUACAAUGUCAUCACAUGUAUCAAAAACGUUUGAGGCAUCAAUGGGCAUUACUUCAAUAAUAGCUUUUCUGGUGCAAUUGACAUAUGCUCACCGUAUAUGGCGACUUAGCUUUGGAAACAUUCUAGUCACAUUUUUCAUAGUCCUUUUGGCAUUGGCCGCGCUAGGAUCUGGCGGAGCAAUGGUUGUCAAAACUGUCCGUGAUCCCCUGUGGGAUAGCACUCACGUCAGCAACCUGCCGGCUUCUAGUUUUUACUUAUCUUCGAUGGCAUGUGACUUCCUAAUUGCCGCUACACAAGUGUACUUCUUUCACAAGUCCCGGACCGGGAUAGGAAGACUCGGUGGUCUCAUCACUAGAUUGACCGUGCUUGUUGUCAAUGUGGGCUUGAUCACUACUGUAGAUGUCACACUCUUUCUCAUACUGUUUCUCGUCUGCCCCCACAAUGGUGCCUUUCUUGUACCAUACAUCCUCAUGAGUCACUGUUAUCUAAAUAGUUUUCUCAGUGUUCUUAACUCUCGUCUUGAGCUACGGGAGCUGGUUGAUAAUGACGACUACGCUUGUCCCAGCAUCUACACCAUUGCUUCAGAACUGGCAUGAUGCAAACUUCAGGUCCCUCUAGCAUACUUCCCGCGCCGCAUUGUGUGAUACCCACUGAGGUAGAUUUUGAAACUAGCUGACAUAAACAUUGCACUGUACAUUAUUUCACCCCAGCACAAGAUAGAUAGACCAGACGCAUCAUUUCACCGCCAGUUGAACUGCCAAAAAAUUCAAUACUGCUGGCAUAUGCAGAUGACGUCGACUUAAAACAAGUACAUAUGUAUACUGUAUAGUCCUGUACAGCGACUCGUGAGGUCAUGGCGGAAGCCGCAAAAAUAAAAACAAGUUCGGAU